This is a messenger RNA of Penicillium lagena, 381 nucleotides long. RefSeq lists its product as uncharacterized. Bases 1 to 381 code for a protein of 126 amino acids. NCBI's taxonomy places the organism in Eukaryota, Fungi, Ascomycota, Eurotiomycetes, Eurotiales, Aspergillaceae. The record is from RefSeq and is a predicted model, not a curated record. The transcript has 2 exons.
AUGUCUGUCGACACGGAUAUCAUCAUAAUUGGUGCUGGCAUGUCCGGUGUUGGCAUGGCCAUCCAGCUAGUGCGCAAAUUCGGUACAAGAAAUUUCGAGAUCAUUGAGAAAACCUCGGAUAUUGGAGGCACUUGGUUUUCGGCCGAAUAUGAGCCACAAACUGCAACUUGGAAAGUAAUCAUCGAGGAUCAGAGGAAAUUUCUAAUACAGAAACGCUGCAAGAUCUUGAUUUCAGCAGUCGGUGCUCUCUCAAUUCCCAAACAAUGUGAUAUACCUGGCGCCGAGAGUUUCAAGGGCCAUUUGUUCCAUUCCGCGAAAUGGGACCAUAGCUUCGACUACAAGAACAAGGAAGUUAUCUGCAUUGGUAUUGAUACUUCAUAA